UGCGGGUCGGGUGGCUCCGGCGCCGCCGAGUUCCCCGCUCGGCGUUAUAGCGAGGGAAACGCCGCCCUCCAAGCGAAGUUCUCUCUCUUUCUCCUCCUCCUCUUGUUCCUCCCGCUUUCCCGGUGGGAGACGCUGCGCCCCGCCUCCCCGCGCUCGGCCCGACGCUUCGGCCCGCGCCGGCUCCUCCCCGUCUUGUUGCCGUGCGCCUCGGGUGGGUGGCUGGCCAGGCAAGCUGCGGAGCGGCGUCCGGAUACGGACGGGGCGGAUGACCGACGACGGGGACUCAACUAGCAGCCAUGGCGUCCCUCCAGGUGGAGCUCGACAAUGUCACUCUCAGUGCGGCCCCAGCGGCGCAGCCUGGUGGUCAGGAUCAAUAGGAGCCAAUCGUUCGCUGGCGUCAACUCCACUCAGGACAAAUCUUUCAGGAAUUUCCCUGCCUUCAGCACCCCAACGGUCUCCAGGAAGUCUGGCUCCAGGGUCAGUAGGAUGUUUUCAAUGUCCCACAAAUCCCCUCCACCCAAGGUGCCCCAGCCGGAGCGACUCGACGAAGUGUACGAAGCACUGAAGAAGGGACUGACUGCUUAUCUGGAGGUGCACCAGCUGGAGCUGGAGAAGCUGAGCAUCCAAAUCCGCGAGUCCAAGAGGAAUUCUCGACUGGGCUUUCUGUACGAUCUUGAUAAGCAAGUCAAGUCAAUUGAGCGGUUUCUGCGCCGUCUGGAGUUUCACGCUAGCAAGAUAGAUGAGCUUUACGAGGCCUACUGCAUCCAGCGGCGGCUUCGGGAUGGAGCCCACAACAUGGUCAAGGCCUACACAGCUGGUUCACCUGGCAGCAAGGAGGCACGCGAGAGCUUGGCUGAAGCUAGCAAGGGCUACAAAGAGUACACAGAGAAUAUGUGUCUGUUGGAGAGUGAACUAGAGAGUCAGUUGGGAGAGUUCCACAUCAAGAUGAAAGGAUUGGCUGGCUUUGCUAGGCUCUGUGCUGGAGACCAAUAUGAGAUCUUCAUGAGAUACGGGCGCCAGCGGUGGAAGCUGCGGGGCCGCAUUGAGGCAAACAGCAAGCAAGUGUGGGACAGUGAGGAGAUGAUCUUCCUGCCCCUCAUUACAGAGUUCCUGUCCAUCAAGGUAACAGAGCUGAAGAGCUUGGCCAGUCAUGUGGUGGUGGGGAACGUCUCUUGUGAAACCAAGGACCUGUUUGCAGCACUGCCCCAGGUCGUGGCAGUAGAUAUCAAUGACCUGGGCACCAUCAAGCUGAGCCUGGAGGUUAAUUGGAACCCCUUUGACAAAGAGGACCAACCAUCGUCUGCUAGCACUGUGACAAAGACAUCAACAGUCAAUAAGAGAUUUUCCACGUACAACCAGAGCCCACCUGAUACACCAUCUAUGCGUGAACAGGCUUUUUAUAACAUGUUGCGGCAGCAGGAGGAGCUUGAGAAUGGGGCAGCCUGGUCCAUCUCUUCAGAGUCUUCGGAUGAUUCCUCUAGCCCACAGCUGUCUGGAAGUGCACGCCAUACACUGCCCAGGCCUAUUGUGCAACCUGCAGUACAGGCAACUCCGCCUGCCAUAGAAAUUGCCUUUACGCAACCUGAGGACAAAGAGCCACCAGCCGUUCGCGAGGAGGUGGCUGUGGCUAACGGACAUGUGCCCUAUGCUCGGACUCUUAGUCAGAUCAGCGAGGCUAGUGUGGACCUGCCAGUGGCAGAGGACAAGGAGUGCACUGUCCCCAGAGACUCCAGUCCCAGGGACCUGCCUCCGCUGGAAACGAACUCCUUGCCCCAAAGUGCAGGCUCAGUGCUGGACACUCAGAUCAUAGAGGCUGGAGAACAGGAGAUUGAGCCUGAUGGGGCCACUCCCACUGUAGAAGGGAGUGAGGACACAGCCUCCCAAGCCCAAGAGGUUGAACAGCCCAAGCUUUCAUUGAGCCUGCUGGUCCCAAAGGAGCUUCAGCCAGUGGGACUCUUGGAGCCACCAAAGCCCAAGCCUGUGGACUGUGGGCUGGAGGAGGCCAUCAACUCACUGGCCUCUGCUCUAGAUGACUACCGAGGCCAGUUCCCUGAGCUACAGACCUUGGAGCAGGAGCUCAAGCACCUAGAGGAGAUUCUCUUGCAAAAGCAGGGUGUGUGCCUGAGCCGGGCCUCCAGCACCAGCCUGACAGUAGAGCAUGCUCUGGAGAGUUUCAGCUUCCUCAAUGCUUCUGAUACAGAAGAUUCAGAUGAUGACGGGAAGGCUAGCAGUGCACAGCCUGCACCCCUGGGCAGGGUACCGGGACCCAGCGAGGCUGUUACUGAAGACACAGCUGGGUGCUUAAGCUCAGAGGGUGGCUCAGAGCCCAUGAGCACUGGCAACGAGUUCCUCGACAGGGCCUUGGUCCUACACCUGAACCAUUGCAAUCGCUUGCUGCUGAAACUGGGCACUUUUGGGCCCCUCCGCUGCCGGGAAAUGUAUGCACUUGACAGGCUGGCAAGGGAAGCACAAGUCCUGGAGAUGGUCUGCCGCUUAGCAGAGGAGCGAGCAGGGACAGCCAGCUCUGCUGAGGAAGUGGUAGAGUUUUCUUCAUGGAAGGAGGGAGUAUUGCUCUUCUGGGACAACUGUGUGGUCAUGCCUAAUCUAUACACCUGCCCUGUAGAAAAAUUCCUGCAGACAAUCAAUUCCCAGUAUGCGGCACGAAUCAACGAACGCCAGCAAGGCCUGGCAGAUCCAGUGUGUGUGAAGCUGGUGGAGGAGUUUCUGCAGCGUAGACUGCCCAGGCGCCAGGGGAGCUGCCAGGCUGAGCAGAUCACUGUUUUCCAAUACUGGAGCCACUUUGAGGCUCUGCCUGUCUUGACACUGGACUCUUACAUCAUGGAGCUGGCAGAGGAAGUGCUGCUAGCACAGAACCUGAAUUCUGAUGACCAAGACGUGGUCCUGAAGGCCCUGAAGCGCGUUCCUGAGAGCCGGCUUCGUAAGGAUGGGCUGAAAGCCUUAAGCCUGCUUCUUGUCGAAGGAAACAGCAAGGUUGUCGGGGCCGUGUCAGCACAGUUGCGCAACCUUUCAGAGAACCCUGGCUUCCGGGAACGGGCCCUGGUCUGUUACCUUGAACAGCUGGAGGAUGAAGAGGUGCAAACACGGAUUGCAGCCUGCGCAGCUCUGGGCUGCCUUAAGGCCAAGGAGAGUAUUGAGCAGCUGGUGUACUUGUGCCAAACGGACAAAGAGGCCGUACGAGAGGCAGCCAAACAGAGCCUAAUGCUGUGUGGAGAAGAUGGGAAAUCUGCUCAUCGACGUCUAGAAGAGUCUCUUGACAGUUUGCCCCGAAUCUUUGCCCCGGGGAGCAUGGCCAGCACUGCGUUCUGAAGGGUGCCACACAAACUGACCAGCCAGAUUCUUUUGGGACCCAGACUUUGCAUGCCACAGAACUUCAACCAAGUCACACAGACUGGGGUCAGACUAGUGUGCCAUAGACUGGGCAGCUCUUUGCCCCUAAGCGCAUGCACACACUGCAGUAUUAGCAUCACCCACACACUGUCUUAUGUGGAGGAUGCCUUUUCCUAGCCCCAAUGGCUGCUUCACUCAUGGAACUAACAUGAGUACAAGACACUGAGAGAUCUGCUUGUUUCCUUUCCUACAGGAGCCCACGGGGCUGAGGGAUUGAGUAUGGCUCUCUGCCAUUUGCCAGGAUCAACAUGCCACAUUUUGGAGAAAAACAACAGCUGAACAUUAUGGCCAUGGCAGAAAGUCUCAGUUGCUAAAGCCAUCUCCCAUUUGAAACAAACUUGGAAGAAUUUUUGUGUGUUCUUGAAGUCCCACUUAGUGUUCAACUUGUUCUUAGCUUGCCCAUGUCCUCCACCCUCUGGGGCUGUGAAUACUGCAGGAAAUUGGGACCAGGUAUAUUCUGCUACUGAGGAGCUGCAAACUCUUCUCUCGGUUCUGAGAGGUGGGGGGAAAGAAAGUGCACAACAAUUACAGGAGAGAGUUUCCCACCUCCCAGUGGAGGAGGAAGAAAGGACAGAUUGUUUUUAACAGUGGUGCUGUGGCAGAUGGAAGCAACAUGGAUAGACAAACGCUGCCACUUCUUUGGCUAUUUUAUUAUUUUUAUUUACACAUUUUUUGGGGGGGGGAGGUUGCAGACAAAAGCAAAAAGUCUUUUCUAUAAAAUCGCUAUAAUUUUAUCUGUAUAUCUACAUAGAUAUAUAAAUAUAUAUAAUGUAAUUAUCAAGAGGUUUGGCUAAUUUUGACUUUAAGCCUGAAAUAAAAAGAAGUUUGAGCAAGUGA
Messenger RNA from Podarcis muralis (Common wall lizard), 4245 nucleotides. RefSeq names its product RHO family interacting cell polarization regulator 1 (gene RIPOR1). The record is from RefSeq and is a predicted model, not a curated record. Lineage: Eukaryota; Metazoa; Chordata; Lepidosauria; Squamata; Lacertidae. Gene Ontology annotation, cellular component: cytoplasm.